This is a messenger RNA of Prorocentrum cordatum, 2490 nucleotides long. NCBI's taxonomy places the organism in Eukaryota, Dinophyceae, Prorocentrales, Prorocentraceae. The record is from the annotation of a GenBank genome assembly.
AUGGCUGGCGGCGCGCUCGACGCCGAUGUGGCAGAGGCCCUGGGAUCUCACAACGUUGUUGGCCCCCAGUUCUUGUUUCUCGGACCUUACGACAUAUUGGUCGAUGUGAAGAACACGUUCGUCCUGCUCAAAGGACAGUACGUCCGCCUGGCAGACCAGGCAGAUAAGCAGACUGGAGUGCAGAAGCUUGUGGCCAAGGUCGGGAUGUACACCCCGACUGUCGACGAGGAGGUCAUUGAGGAACGGCAUCUCCUCCACGUCCUGUCAUAUGAGGCUUUGAUUACUCGGGAUGCGAGCGGGCAGCUUACUCUUCACAGUGGAGCGGACGGCGAUGGCACAGGCUCCGCUUUCUUCCUGCCGCCGUACCACGAGGUUGUUGAGAUGCAUUGGUCGAACUUCUCGAAGCCUCCAGAUCAGCAGACCAUGAGCAAAGUUCCUGUGACGAGGGUCGACAUGCGUUCCAGGAGGAUGCGUUUUGCAUACGAGGUGCGCACGAGUGACAGCGUGAAGCUCGUGCUUGAAGGCACUAUUUUCUGGCAGAUCAAGAAUCUGUCCAUGACCAUCGCUGCCACUGCCGACCCUGAAGGUGAUGUAUGGCACCACGCUCGGAGCUCUCUCAUCCAGGCUGCCAGCAAGGUCACUCUACAAACAUUCAUGUCAGGCGUCAACGGCACGGUUGUGGAGUCGUUCGGCACGCAAGCGGCGGACAGCUUCUACUCGGAGCGUGGGGUCGAGCUGCAGAGCAUGGAGGUGACGAAGUUCGAUUGUGCGGACCCAGAGAUAGCCGUGAUCUUGCAGGCGAUUAUCCAGGAGUCUACGAACAAAAUCAACAAGUUGACGGUGCAGGCGAGCGAGAACGAGGUAGCCGCCGCAGCGCUGGCUGCAGAGAUCCAGCUCGCAAAGCAGAAGACCGAGCUCAUUGAGACAGAGGCGGAGAACCUUCGGAUUCAAUCAAUGAAGCAGGGAGAGGCCGAGGGCUUGCAGCUAGCGGGCGACGCCAACGCCUUCAUUGCGGGUCUCGACCAGACCAUCCCCGAUGUGAGCACCCGUGUCGACUUGUACACCCUCCGGCACCAGUUGCGCAGCAGGACAGCCGCGAGCUUUGCUUUUGAAAGCCAGCGCCUCGGCAGCAUAGAUGCAAGCAGCUACGCAGCACUGAGGGCCCGGCGGUGCGGGGCACGCUUCGAAGCCCCGCCCCCCGCCGCCGCCGUGGGAGUCCCAGAAGAUGGCCAGGAGACCAUGCCGCCGAACAUGCCCAAGCAGGGCGGCUGCGGCGCUGCCGCCCAGUUUGGGCGGCCGCAGAUGCCGAUGCUCGCGCGCCCCGCAGGGGGGCCGCUGGGGAACAUCAGCGCCGCCCUGCGAGGCCCAGGCGCGGUGUUCCAGGACUUCGGCGGCAUGCCGAGCCCCAACCCCCCGGGCCUGGUGACGCCGAAGGUGGCGCCCGCCCCGUUGCCGGCGCUGGCUAAGGCCACUCCGGCGGCCCCCCAGCCGGGCAAGGGGCAGACGAGCGCCACCGUGGACGUCCCCUCGGGCACCAUCGCGGCCUCAACGAAGGACGCGCUGAAGGCCCUGUCGGGCGCGGAGUGCCACGUCGACGAGGCCUCCAACAAGGUGACGAUCAUAGGUCAAGCGGCCGAGGUCGAGAAGUGCAAGCGCGCCGUCGAGGGGCUUGCGGAUGGCUCUAUGAGCACCAGCAUCAUUUUCCAGCUGGCGGGGCUGCCGGCUCCGCAGCCGAAGGCUGCCAGCAGCCCGGCGCGGCCGCCGCUGCCUGCCGGCAGCCUGGCGAGCAGCCCCAGCGGCAGCAGCCCGGCGCCCGCCGGUGCCAUCCCUUCCUCCUUCCCGUCCGCCCCCGCCGCCGGCCUCGGCAGCGCCCUGGCGGCGCAGGCCACGCGAGGCCUCACCGCAGGCGGCGGCCUGUGCGGUGGCUCUGGCGGCCUGGGUGCUGGCGGCGGCCUGGGCGCCAGCACUGGCGGCCUGGGCGCUAGCGGCGGCCUGAACGCCGGUGCCGGCGGCUUGGGCGGUGGCGGCUUGGGCGCUAGCGGCCUGGGCGCUGGCGGUGGCCUUGGCGCUGCUGGCGGUGGCCUAGGCGGCGGCCUGGGCGGCCUUGGUGCGGCGGGGCUCGGGCUGCCCGGGGUCGCUGGCGGCCUCAUGGGGAGCGCGCAAGCGCUGCCUGGUCUCAGCUUCCCGGCGGUCGCCCCGAAGAUCACCGAGGGCGCAGCCCUGCCGAUGCAGGACAAACUGAAUGAGUACUACGCGCAGUGGUGGUCGCAGUACGGCAGACAGGCGCAGCUCAGCGCCACGACCGCGGCGGAGCCCGAGCAGGAGGACGCUCCCGAGGAGCAGUCGUCCGCGCCCGCGGCCUUCGACAAGGAGGCGCUGCUGAGGCUGGCGGCGGCCGCCCAGCAGAGCGAGCCGGAGCCCAAGGAAGAGCCCGCGCCGGCGCCGCGGGCGGCGCAGCCCCCCGCGCGGGCCCCGGAGCCAGGCCUCCCU